CAUCACCGCCACAACAACAACAACAAAACCGCCGUGGACGUCAGCUGGCAAGGGGCGGAGGAGUGAGGUGCAAUGGAGGAGUAUGAGCAGAAGAUUAACUCUGGCAAUGUCUUCCUUCAGAGCCAAGCCAUCACCAAACUCUACGACACUCUGUUGGAGAAGUACAAGAUUGAGACAGUUCUGUAUGAGACAGAAGAGGUCAAGAUCCUAUGGAAGACAGCCAACACUGGGGGGGCGACAGAGGCAGCGCUGGCCAUGGAGGCGCUGAUGACGCUGGUCCGCUCUGGCCAGCUCCCUGCCCCGGCCACACUGCAGAACUUCUUGGCAGAUGUGACCAAUGCAAAGUGUCCCAGCGUGCUCCUGCAGGGCGUGACAGAGGUGGUGCUGCUGCUGUCCACCGCUGAGGGGGAGGAGGCGGCCGUCACAUGCCCCUUCACCGGCCCACCCACCGGCCCCACGCACCCCUAUGUCACCCUCCUCAGCAAGCGGCAGGACCUGGCGCCGGCCCUGCUGGAGGAGGCCGCCCACCUCCUGCGACACCCUGACAAGAGGGUGAGGGAGGGCAGUUCCAGUCAGCUCCGGCCGCUGCUGCUCCACACUUUCUGCCUGACGGAGGGCACACUGUGGCUGGCACGGCCGCUGCUCGCCCUCCUCGCCUCGGCCCAGACGCACCACAGCCUCGUGCCACUGCUCUGCCGCAUUGCAACACUUAUCAGGGACACAAGCCGGGACCACGUGGAGCGCAAGGUGAUGGUGCUGACGACGCUGGCCACGAUGUCUGUGAGGGAGAACCUGACGCGCCUCCAGUCCGCCAUCCUGCCCUGCCUCCUCAUGGCCCUCCCGCCAGCCCUGAAACAUGGGCUGGGGACGAGGACUCUGGAGCGUGACCUUCGGCUUCUCGGGUCCCGGCUUGGGCGUGGCUGCGACGUGACGGUGUGUGCCUUGGCGGAGGUCCUGCCCCUCACCUCUGGCCGCCUCCAAGUCAGCCUCCUCCAGCUAGGCGCCACUCUUCUCGCACACAAGGACGGCAACCCUCUCAUCGGGGCGCGCCUUCUUCCCUCGCUGCUCCAGGUCCUCUCCGCCCCCUGCACAGCUGUCCCGGGCCUCACCACUGCCGCCGCUGCCCUCAUCUCCCUCGUACAGGCCACACCAGCCCAGGCGUCGGCUAACACUCAACUGGCUGGCAACGAGCACUGGGAGACGCUCUGCUGCAUACACCCGAGCCUCGUGUCCUUCCUCCCGGCGCUGGAGUUCUCGGACCGCCUGGUGAAGGACCCGCAGCUGGCCUCCGACUGGCUCACCAAACUCGCCGCCUCCACCAACCAGAUCUCCAGCUUCUACCACACCAUCGUGACCUCCGUGUUCCUCUACCAGGGCUCCACGCCACAGUCUGUACAGCAGGCUACCAAGGUGCUGGAGCGCGAGGUGAUGAAGCAGAGGAGCCUGGCGCUGGAGGUGUUCCCCAUGGUGCUGUACCGCCUGGGCCGCGAGCCGGACCCCACCACGCGCCUCACCAUCCUCUACACACUCCCCUCCCUCGCCGUCAACAAGCUGUGUGUGGGUCAGGUGCUCAAGACCCUGAUGGCGCUGUGGUCGUCCGGGUCCCUCCGUCCGCUGGUGCUGCGUCUGGUGCACGACCUGUGGAAGGUGGAGCCGCGGACCUACUCCUACCUCUCCCGCUUCCUCCACGACAAGUCCAUCGACACCACCGAACUGCAGAUUGCCCGCGCCUUUGUGGUGACCAGCGUGUGCAAGUCCAAGCCGACCCAGCACGGCGAGGAGCUUCUUCCACUCCUCUCUGGCUUCCUCAAUGAGUGCCACGGGGAGCAGGGGACAGCACAGACCCUCAUUGCCUUGGACGGCAUCUACCACCUCUGUGCCAACCAAGUCAUUGACCUCCGCACCACCUGGCGAGUCGUGGCCCCCAAGCUGGUGAGGGACAAGCGGCCGGGGGUGACGGAGAAGUUAUGUGCGCUGCUGGCCCUCAUCCCAACACUGAAGGUGGAGAGUGCGGAGUAUGAGAAGUUCACGUCCGACUGCCUCAUCAUCCUCUGGAACUGGGCGGCCUCACACAGGUCCCUCUCAGUGGUGAAGGCAGCCUAUGAAGCCCUGGAGAAGUUUCCUUAUGACAGCUACACCCUCAAGAUGCUGCCGCAGUACGCUCGGCAGGGACACCAGCUGCCGGCCAGCAAGGCGGCCACGCCCUUCGAGGCAGCACGCAAGCCUGAGGACGUGCUGGAGUACGUCCCCGGCCUGGGCUGGAUCAAGCUGAUAACGGGCUGCCCCGAGGCCCACCUGGAGUACGUGGAGAGUUUUGUGAAAAGUCUUGUGGCACGGGAGGUGGCAGCGCUGCCCAAGGGGAUCUACCUCACGGCCGUGCAGGAGGCCAAGCGGCGGGGCGUCAGGGCCACCGUGGGGCAGCCUGAGCCUCCCAAUUAUAACUUCUUCAAGGACAACUCAACCCUCAGGAUACUGGUCAACUUCCUCAUGGAAUGCCCUGCCAAAAUGGAGAGCUGUGAUGACCCCCACAGGAAGGAGCGGCUGCUGAGGAGCUGCAUGCUGAUCAUGGCGGCGCUGGGCCAGUCACUGUCUCGACCAUACCCUGUCCUCAACUGGAGUUUCCUGGAGAAGGUGCUGAGCUCAGCACAUGCCUUCGCCAACUAUGAGUGGACAAAGCGCCUCCGACACAGCGUCUUCCAGAUCGCGGGGCGGCAGUGCAACAAAUCCGGGUCAGCCAGCGCCAUCAUCACCCAGUGGCUGACACCCAACACUGGCAGCGCCCUCACUCAGGAGGACGAGGUGGUGCUGUUUGGCCUGCUGGACCACCUGGGGCGUGGCCUGCCCCCGACGGUGCUGCAGCCCUUCCUGGCACAUGUUUUCAAGCAGCGCCGGGAAGACUCACUUCACAUGAAGGUGCUGCUAGAGGCCCUGCGUCCCAACCUGACAGCCGACUUCAUCUUCGACACCAACAGGAAUGUGCUGAGCAAUGCCGUGGAGGCGCUGAAUGAACACAUGGACCCCACCGACGAGGAGCUAUACUGCGUCUACAAGGCCUGCGUUGCCGACCUGCCGCAGAAGCACAUCGAGCGGCUGACUUCCCCGUCGCUGUGGUGGGAGGUGACAGACGAGAGGCUGUACCGCGCUGCCGUGCUACGCUGCCACGUAGCCGAGCGUGACACAGAGGAGCUGGCACUGCCGUGGCUCAACGACCUGGUGGACUCUGCUGCCACGCUGCCCGGGGACCGCUCACACCUCUUGCGGGUGAUGUCCUCCACGCUGGUCACCCGCUGCCAGGUCACCGAGGCCACCACCUGGUUCCUACAGCUGCUGGGGCGCCUGCAGGAGCACAUGAAGAAACGGCGUGGCGAUGAUCUGGUGGCGGCACACGAACAGAGGCAGCUCGUCAGCUUCUACCUGGACCUGCUGGUGAUGAGCCUGGUGGUGUGGUCCGGGCUGUGGGCAACCAACAGCAUGGAGGUGCUGGCUGACACGCCCCCCCUCAGGGACCACCUCCUCCUGCCCUCCCUGGUGACACUCUCAGGCCAGCCGGAGUGGAGGAAGACCCUGAUGCAGCUGCUGAGUUGGCUGGUGUCCUGCUACACCCUGCUGAGCCAGCACUCGGCCAUCCCCUACCACCUGGCCUCACCCAUCCUGCUGCUGGCCACGCUCAACCCCAGCCUCACCCAGUCCAUGUGGAACAAAGUCAUUGCGCUCCUUGUGUAAACCGAUUUGAUUCAUGCAAUGUGGUUUCAGGGAGGUGCUGGCCUUUGCAUCAGCCACCUCUGAUGUAUUCCAUAUCACUUGUUGCCAGCCUUUCUCAGCUUCCUUGGCUCCUUUUUACAGCUUCUACAGCUUUGUUCCCAAGGGCAGAUCCAAGGGGGAGCUACUGGGAAUUAUAACCUUGGGGAAUUGAGGUCAACAGGCUUCCUUUGCAGUCUUAGUUCCUGUUAGUCACUGGUUGCCUUGUGUUAAGAGGGUGAGCAGUGGGUGUAUUUGACUGACGUGGUUUUGGUUUAUAUGUCAACAAGCCAAAUAUUGCCUUCACAUCACUGGGAAUAUUCACUGUUUACUGGCCUGUCAUUAUUGUUCAUUAUUGCUGCUGCUUGCUAUCUUUACUUUACUUAAAUUCUUUCAUAUA
Eriocheir sinensis (Chinese mitten crab) is the source of this 4138-nucleotide messenger RNA. Its product is annotated as focadhesin-like. Bases 73 to 3723 code for a protein of 1216 amino acids. NCBI's taxonomy places the organism in Eukaryota, Metazoa, Arthropoda, Malacostraca, Decapoda, Varunidae. The transcript is spliced from 14 exons. The record is from RefSeq and is a predicted model, not a curated record. Gene Ontology annotation, biological process: regulation of post-transcriptional gene silencing.